AUGGAGGUGUAUUAUGGAAUCAACACUGAAACAGGGAUAAUACUAUCUGGUCAACCGAAAGACUAUAUCUUCAAACCUUCCCCAAAUUUGUCCACGACUUCCAAGCAAAGUGGAACGACUGGCAUCAAGCUAUCUCGGUUGGCUACCCUCACCGCACUCAGUCCCCAGAUCAUACCUCUCGUCGUCUACCAGUUGGCUCUUGACCAAAACGACAAGACGGCCUCCUGGGACCUGACAGCUCCUACCUACUUGACGUUCUCGAAAAUGAAAAUUCCCUUGGGCUGCAGAUCUUGCGCGCCUCCUUCGUCCGCAGCAGGGCGGUACGCAAUGCUCUCGCCGACUGGGCCGAAUACUGCGAGCGAGUUUCCCGCCACAGCUCGUCAAGCAUAUAUACCCAGUUAUGAGACCUUGGUCAACUUUGGGGAGAGUAUUAUCCUGCAUGUAAUGUUGCAAUUUGCGAACGAUAUCAAAGUCCAGAUUGAACCAAAUGCGGUUUCACGUGCGAGUGGUAUUGGCCGGUGUGUGCUGUUCUGGUAUGAGCUGCUUCAUGAGCUGGUGUGGGGCUGUAAGACGCGGGGGCAGACGUGGGUGUCUGAGGAUGUGUAUAAUCGGUGGGAGGGGUGGUUUCAGGGGGGAAGUGGUGGUGGAGGGGCGCCUAGGUAUCGUGGGGAGGGUGCUUGA
Molecule: messenger RNA, 681 nt
Organism: Podospora bellae-mahoneyi
Lineage: Eukaryota; Fungi; Ascomycota; Sordariomycetes; Sordariales; Podosporaceae
Source: RefSeq, a predicted model, not a curated record